Molecule: messenger RNA, 2109 nt
Organism: Suillus bovinus
Lineage: Eukaryota; Fungi; Basidiomycota; Agaricomycetes; Boletales; Suillaceae
Product: rab-GTPase-TBC domain-containing protein
Exons: 6
Coding region: 87-2036 (649 amino acids)
Source: RefSeq, a predicted model, not a curated record
ACUGCUACUAUUAGAGGCUAUUUCUGGACGAGUAAAUCAGACCACAACACUAGACUGUAACUUUUGAAACGCAUCCAUACCACUGCAUGGCAGAUAACGAGCACGAAGUCGUGGAGCGUCAAGUUGGCAAAGGAUUCGAGGCCAGCUUUGACCUCGACGAUGCAUUCUCAGAUGGUGAAGAUGGUGAUUAUAACCUCGAGUUCAGCUCCGCAGCUAUCAGGAAACAUCUCGCGGAGAACCCCAGUUGGGUCGGAAAUCAUGACCAAGAAGAUGACAGGCAGACAGAGCAUAGCUCUACGCACGGCGACCAUGAUACAUCGAUAUCAACGUUUUGUCUCGAUGGGAGCUCAAAUUUAUACUUAGAUGCUAGAUCUUCUUGCUCGUCACCACCACCGGAAGAACAACUUGACGAGCAGCAGGUUACUCAGGACUUCUCUGAUAUCACACUCUCAGAAGAACUGAAUGCAAACGGGCAUUCGACUACCCAUGAAGAUACCCAAGAGGGAGAUGCCUCCGCUCUACGAGAUACCUCCCCUCUGCGGGAUACUUCAUAUCCAGCCGUUCACAUUGACGUCAGUAAAUCACCGCCAAGUCGCGUAAUAACGAGCACGGGCGCAGAAAACAAUAGCGAAGAUAAUCAUGAUCAGGAAGACGAAGUGGUACAUCCGGUCUCGAAUGUAGUAUCUUCUUCCUACCUCCCUGCCCCUACUCCGAGUCAUGAUAUUCCACCAUUACCUUCAUCCCCAUCUUCCCCGCUACCGAAAAGCCCAACAACACCAACCACCAUAAGCAAUAGAAGACAAACGUACUCAGCGGGACCAAGUGCCUUCCAGAGAGUAAUGAGCAAGACACGCCCUCAUUUCCUGCCUCCGAAGAACCGUCAAGAAGACCAGAAACAUAUGGCGGACUGGCAGGCCAUGAUGAAACAAAGUCGCGCUGCAGAGGAAAAACGGCGGAAAGCACUGCAAGAACGACGUUUAGCUCGCGAGCUUAAAAUCGAGCAGUCUGUGUACAAAUGGGAGAAGGAGAUAGUCUCUGAUUGGCGAGUUGUUUAUAAAAAUCCCAAUCUCCGCAAACUUUGGUGGAAUGGCAUACCUGCGAAACUACGUGCUUCUAUGUGGCAGCAAGCUGUCGGUAACGCACUCGCUUUGAGCAAAGCCUUCAUCGUAUUUCAAGAUAACUACAAGAACUGUUUCAAUCGAGCUACCCGCGCACUUUCGUCCGGUUCAUUUCCUGCUGAAACAUUACAAACCAUCGAGCAAGACAUCUUGUCCACCCUUCCUGCCCUACACAUAUUCCACCCCGAAACUGGGCCGCUCUACCAGGACCUCAAGGAUAUGCUGUGCGCAUGGGUCGUCUCUCGUGCAGACGAGGGUCUGGGAUAUGUGCACGGGGCCGCCAAGAUUGCCGGGAUGAUAUUACUCAACAUGAAGCCACAACAAGGUUUCGUAGUGAUGAGAAAUCUCUUGGAGAGACAUUGCAUGAGGUCAUUAUAUGGCAGCGUUGCUGCCAAGGAUGACGUCGAAGCCUAUUAUCGGAUAUUUGACACGCUCUUAGCCGACUGCAUGCCAAAAAGUAUCACCGUAUAUAUCAUCUUUCACCUGUUCGACUUAACUCAUUUUCCUCUAGUGUACUUUAAUUUCAAGCAACACCAAAUAUCGCCUGGUGCUUAUCUCCCUGACUGGCUUAUCCCGCUAUUCUUGGACUAUCUGCCCUUCGAAGCAUGCGCACGCCUAUGGGACGUUCUCCUACUAGAGGGGGACUCUUUUCUUUUUCGUGCUGCUCUAGCUAUUCUUGCAGUCCUUGAACCUCGACUAUUCUUCCCCGACCGACAAGAGCUUCUAGACCUCCUCCGAGGUGAAAAUAAGGCUGCACUGGAAGUAGCCAAGAGGGAAGGGCGUUUACUGGAUGGUGCAAAAUAUGACAUCUACGGCAUAGACGAAGAGACACUUUGGGAACGCAUUGAUAGUAUGGAGGACUGGUGGAAGGAGUCUACAUGGAGACGUCUGACGCAGCGAGAACUGCCAGAUUUGUAGAUUGAAGAUGUAGUACUAGUGCACUAGCGAGAACAUCACGUUCGAGUCAUCGUGCAUCACAGGGAAAAAUGGA